Messenger RNA from Schistosoma turkestanicum, 1017 nucleotides. Lineage: Eukaryota; Metazoa; Platyhelminthes; Trematoda; Strigeidida; Schistosomatidae. The record is from the annotation of a GenBank genome assembly.
AUGUCAAUUAGUGACAGAUCUGUCAAUGAAGUAGAUGAAUAUCUUUAUUUAGAUGUGGCUCAUAGUUUACCACCACAGAAUCAGUAUUCGAUGCGAGUUGGUUAUCCACCAGGCCGAGUUGGAACAGAACAAAACACUAUCAUUAUACCACCAGAAAGUCGUGAGAGAAGCAAAUUACACGAAUUGUAUGCAUACAGAAAUGAAUACGAACAAUACUUUGACACUGGUCAAAUGAGAAUACAAGAUUUUCAUUUUAAAUUUUAUCAAACUCUGGUCAAACUUCAUAAAUUACAAUUAAAAACUAAUGAAGUAAACAAAUUGUUUUAUGAAUAUUUAAUCCCUGAUCUAUCGAAUGCAAGGAUGCAAUUUAUAAUGUAUUAUUGUAGAGCUCUGUUAGACUUUACUAAGUAUUCAAUUGGUGACGAAUAUGCUAAUACCACAAGAAGUAGUUCUGAUUCAGAUGAAAGUUUUUCACUAAAUGUGCAAUACGAUAUACAUCAGUUUUGUCCUAAAGCAUGUGCCUAUCGUGGAGGUUCAGGAUUUAGUGUCAAGCAUAAAAAUGAAUUGAAUCGUUAUUCUAGCUUGUGCAGUUUCCCAGAACAUUUUAUGCCAAUUAAAUCACAAAGAUGCAUUGAACAAAAUAAUGUUGCACUGGUAAAUCUUCAGAGCUUCAAGUGUGAAUGUUCAAAUGGUUUUAUAUGGAAAGAACAAGUGAAAGCAUGUUAUUUACCGUAUGGUUGGCGUCAAAAAGGUGAGAGGUCAAUGAGAAUGGUUAAUGCAAGCAGAAGUGAUCAUUUCACAUACUAUGCAUAUAAUAAUUGUUCACGUAUUGGAACAAAAUUUAUUCAACCCAUAGAAAUCAAUUCCAGAAUUUCAAAUCAUCCAAAUCAUGAUAGAUUAUAUCAUACAGAAAGUUGUUUUUGCAAAGAUGAAUUCUAUGGAACAACAUGUGAUCAAGUAUAUAUAUUCCAAAUUAUUGAUUUUUUAAAGUUAUCAUAUUUACAUUUAUAUGCAUAG